Messenger RNA from Plenodomus lingam JN3, 261 nucleotides. NCBI's taxonomy places the organism in Eukaryota, Fungi, Ascomycota, Dothideomycetes, Pleosporales, Leptosphaeriaceae. The record is from RefSeq and is a predicted model, not a curated record.
AUGGCACGUGACCCGAUCUACAUCAGCGGGCCUUGGCAAAUCACCGAGAUUGGCGACAAAAAGUUCCGUGAUGACACAAACGUCAUCUUGAAGACUCGGAAAAACCCAUCGCAACAACCAGUGGCACCACCAGAACCGUCGAAGAGGGAGCUUGAGCUGGCUGAGGCGCAGACGCUGGCGGAUAUCAAGUGGACGGCCGCGUCAGCUAUUGUACUUUACUUUUCACCUCAUCUCGUCGAAUACGUCUCGAAGCUGUUCUAG